UGCAGGCGCCUGCUCGGACUGGUGGGAUAAGGGAUUAUUAUUAUUGUUUGAGGUGGGCUGGCCCCUGGUUUCUUCUAGGACUUCAUAAAGACACCUGUUCGUUUUUUGUUUUUAGUUUUUUUUUUUAAAUUCCCACCUUUGUUUAACCAUGUCGCAUACUGGUGCACAGAAGAGCAGUUCUCUGACAUUGGUGCUAAUGGUUGCAUCUGCAGCCAUCGGAGGAACUCUUCAGUAUGGUUAUAACCUCGCCAUAAUGAACUCUCCCACCACUUUUAUCCAGACCUUUAUCAAUGAGACAUUCCUGGAGCGUUGGGACAUCCAGCUGGAGGACUACCAAGUGACACUGGUGUGGACAAUCAUUGUCUCCAUCUUCUCGUUGGGGGGUUUAGCUGGAGCUCUUAUUGCUGGACCUAUGACCAUAUACUUUGGGAGGAAGAAAUGUCUGCUGUUGAACAACGUUUUUCUCAUGUCCGGUGCACUCUUGGCCCUGACGAGCAGAGCUGCCAAAUCAUUUGAGAUGAUCAUUAUCUCACGUGUUCUAGUUGGAAUAAACGCAGGAAUCAGCAUGAACGUGCAACCCAUGUAUUUCGGGGAAAGUGCCCCCAAGCACUUGAGGGGGGCCGUCUCCCUUUCAUCAGCCGUUUUCACAGCGUUUGGUGUCGUUUUGGGACAGGUGGUUGGACUCAGAGAGGUUCUGGGCAGUGAGCCGUGUUGGCAGUACCUUCUCGCCAGUAAUGCCAUUCCUGGCCUCAUUCAGCUCCUCACCCUGCCGUGGUUCCCAGAGAGCCCCAGAUACCUUCUCAUCGACAGGGGGGACAAGGAGGGUUGCAUUAACGCUCUGAGACGUCUGCGAGGCUGUGAGGUCCAGAGCAGCGAGCUGAAUGAGAUCCUGCAGGAACAGGCCGAAACCAAGGGCAUGAGGCCACGCCGGCCCUGGGAGCUCUUUGCGGAUCGCUCCGUGCGCUGGCAGCUCAUCUCGGUCAUGGUCAUCAGCAGUGCCAUGCAGCUCUGUGGUAAUGACUCGAUUUACUUCUAUGCAUCAUACGUGUUCAAAGAGGCUGGAAUUCCUGACAAUUUGAUCCAGUAUGUCACAGUAGGCACGGGGACAUGUGAAUUCACAGCGUGCAUCAUGUGUAACCUGCUGAUAGAGCGCAAAGGUCGGAGGUUCAUGCUGAUGGGAGGCUUCAUCCUCAUGACCGUGUGGGCUAUCGUCUUCACAAUCGCUCUGUUAUAUGAGCACAAAAUAAGCUGGAUGCCGUACCUGAGCAUGGCCUGCAUCUUCACCUACAUUCUCAGCUUCGGGAUGGGACCAGCUGGAGUGACGGGCAUUCUGCCCACAGAGAUCUUCAAUCAGACGGCUCGGCCUGCAGCCUACAUGAUCGCCGGCUCCAUGAUGUGGCUCAACCUGUUCAUCAUUGGGAUGAUCUUUCCAUUCAUAGUGAGCGAGCUGAGUGAGUACUGCUUCGUGCCUUUCGGAGCCGUCUGCCUGCUGUGUGCGGUCUACAUCGGACUGGUUCUGCCCGAGACCAAGGGGAAGUCUCUAGCAGUCAUCACAAGCGAAUUCCACAAGCUCAACUUCAAAGGCCAAGACAAGCAUUUUGAAUCGCAGACUGAAGCUCAGUAUCAGCUGGGAGAAGUGUGUCAUUCCACCAGUUUGUAAACAGACUUUUUACUCCUGAAACACGCACACAUUCACUGUAUGCCUUGGUUUGACCUGACCUGACCCGAUGUGUCUUAAAUGUCAUGUUUUGUAUGUACUGCGGUUAUGUCCACAUAAUGUUUUGCUUUACUGUGACAAAUACAAAAUAAAUGAAAUUGCUGUAUAUUAAGCGAACGUGAGGAAGUGAUGUGUUUUCGUGUUAUCAGUCACAGCUUUAAAUUGUAUAAUGUAUAUAAUAUAAUUUUUGUUUGAUUUUUUUUCUUUUUUUUCUUUUGUAAUGGAACAAAAAAAAGUCAAAGGUCUGGCUUUUCUGCAGGGCACUGUAUAAACAUGUAGUGGGGUUAAUUUACACCUUAUUUAACUUCUCAUGCAUCAGUGUCCAUAUUACAUGAUGUGUGAUGUUUAGCUCUUUUAGAAAAUAUAGUUUUGUUUUAUCUUUGCGUGAGUGAAAUAUGUGAAAUAGCUUUAAUGAGGAAAUAAAGUACAUUUUUUUAA
Mugil cephalus (flathead mullet) is the source of this 2155-nucleotide messenger RNA. Its product is annotated as solute carrier family 2, facilitated glucose transporter member 11-like. The coding region runs from base 149 to 1660 and encodes 503 amino acids. Gene Ontology annotation, biological process: monosaccharide transmembrane transport. The transcript has 12 exons. Gene Ontology annotation, molecular function: hexose transmembrane transporter activity. NCBI's taxonomy places the organism in Eukaryota, Metazoa, Chordata, Actinopteri, Mugiliformes, Mugilidae. The record is from RefSeq and is a predicted model, not a curated record. Gene Ontology annotation, cellular component: membrane.